CAUAUAAUAAUGAAAAGUGGGAAAUGAAGGGAGCAUUGAGUUGUGAUUACUUUAUUGACUCUCUCUUUGCAUUUGUCACACCACCAUUCAUCUAAUCCAUGCUCCCAACAGACAGCUUCAUAUUCUUCUUUUUCCAAAUUUUCCCUUUUGCAUCAAUCCAUGCCCCUAUAUAUACAUGAUUCCCUUUCUUCUUCCCUUUUAAGAAUCACACAAAUAUUCUAAUUCUCCCUUCUAUUGUUCCAACUUGAACACUUGCCAUGGAAAACACGAUGAAGCUUAGGAAACACAAGACCCACACACCUUCCCUAGCCAUGCACAGAGAUUCCCACAUGGUGUCCAAAGCCAAACCCAAGAUCCGCAUAAUCCACAUAUUUGCCCCAGAGAUCAUCAAGACCGAUGUGGAGAACUUCAGGGAACUGGUGCAGAAGCUAACUGGGAAACCGAGCGGAGAAAAAUGUUGCAAGAAGAAGAAGGCCAGGGCAAAAAACGAAGAAGAAUAUUCGAGAAUGUCAGAAUAUGACGAUAAUAAUGGAGGAUGUUGGGGGUUGGAUGUGACAAGGGAGAAAGUCAAAGAAGAGGUUGGGGUUUGUUCCAGUGAUGAAAGUUGUGGUGGUUACUUGGGUGGCUUCACUGAUUUGGAAGGCUUUAUUUCUGAGAUCGCUGCUUUUCCUUUUCUCCCUUUGGAUCCUAAUCACAUCAUGCAAGGCUUUGAACCACCUCAACUUCUUUUAUAGACAUAUAUAUAUAGAGAGAGAUCUUUUCUUCAAUUUCGUAGUUCAUAUAUAUAUUUUUUUUUUGUGUUUGAUUAUGAAAUCAUUUCGCUUGCUUAUCAUCCACAUAUAUAUAUAGAGAGAGAAGAGAAUGACUGACUUUUUAUCA
Messenger RNA from Vigna unguiculata (cowpea), 879 nucleotides. Its product is annotated as VQ motif-containing protein 17-like. NCBI's taxonomy places the organism in Eukaryota, Viridiplantae, Streptophyta, Magnoliopsida, Fabales, Fabaceae. The record is from RefSeq and is a predicted model, not a curated record. Gene Ontology annotation, cellular component: nucleus.